AUGGACAACACACCCCUCCACCCAGCCAUAACCACCCUCGCCCCGGACCCGAGCGGCACCCGCCACGGCGCCUUCCUCGCCGCGAUCCCGCACAACCGCUCCAUGUACCGCACCACGCUCUGCCUGCGUAUCGCCUCGCUCCUCCUUGCGCUGGUCAUCCUCGGCGGCGUGCUGGGCUCCAUGCGCGAGACCGACGACAUGUACGUCAGCAACUGGGCCAUGGGCAGUCCGACGUCCGCGCUUGCGAUGCUCUGGAGCGGCGGCGACCUCGUGGCGCUGUUUGUGAGGGAUAGAGGCGUGCGGUGGACGAAGAGCAAGGACCGGCCGCGGAGUACGCGGUUUAGUUGGGGUAGCCCGGGGGGGCAUGUGGCGGCGCAUUUAUUGAUUUGGGCGGCGACGGCGGCGACGAUGGGGGUUGUGAUUAGUGGGUGGUUGUCGUAUAUGGAUUUGGAUCCGACGUAUUGGCAGGUUGAUGAGAGGCAGACGCAUACCAUGACGGCGUUGAUAUUCUUCAUGUUCUGGCUAAUGGUCGUGCACUUUGCGCUGUUCGUCUUCGCGUGCGUCGAGGUCGACAAUAUCAGGCGGCAGUACUCGGACGUGGUGUUCGUGCCGAGGGGCGAGCUGUGCGAGAUGGUCCCCGUGCCGCCGACGAGCGCAUGGGAGAUCUUCGUGCCGAGGAGGAUGAUGCUGAGUUAUUUUGCGAACCAUUAUGUGAGGUUUGUGCCCGGGGCGGACGGGAGCGUUACGGUGGCGAGGGAUUACAGUAGUCGGCAGGCGAGGUUUUGA
Molecule: messenger RNA, 786 nt
Organism: Colletotrichum aenigma
Lineage: Eukaryota; Fungi; Ascomycota; Sordariomycetes; Glomerellales; Glomerellaceae
Exons: 2
Coding region: 1-786 (261 amino acids)
Source: RefSeq, a predicted model, not a curated record